Molecule: messenger RNA, 2309 nt
Organism: Schistosoma margrebowiei
Lineage: Eukaryota; Metazoa; Platyhelminthes; Trematoda; Strigeidida; Schistosomatidae
Source: the annotation of a GenBank genome assembly
AACAGAGUUAGUGUAUCAGACCACAUUUAGAAUACGGGAUUCAAGCAGCGUGUCAUUGUUUCAAAUAUGAAGCAGAUAUGCUAGAAAGAGUCCAACGACGCGCUACUAAGAUGGUACAAGGUCUAUCUGGCCUAUCUUAUGAAGACAGACUGAGACACUUUAACUUAUUUCCGUUAUCUUACCGUAGAAUACGGGGUGAUCUAAUAUUGGCCUAUCGUAUACUGAACGAUGACCUUGGUAUUAACAUGUCUUAUGUUUUGCUUCCGUCUAGAACCGAUCAUUUGAGAGGACAUUCGAAGAAAGUUCAAAAACCGAGAUCAAACCGUUUACGUCUGGAGUUCCGUUUCUCGCACCGAGUAGUGAAUUACUGGAAUUCCCUACCGGAACACGUAAUAUCAGCACCGUCUCUUAAUAUAUUCAAAACGAGAUCGGACCUCCACAGUAUUACAAACUGCAAGGAUUAAUAUAGGUUGACAGACCUCCUAUCCUUAUUACUGAAGACAGACACCUCAAUCUCUUAAUUUCGGGAAAUUUGACCCGUUUUGGGGAAGCCGCUAUCAUAAAUUGUGACGGAAUAGCACCAAAACCCCGAAAUUUCCCUAGAUCUGGCAAAUUCCCUCAACAUUUUGUGUUCUCCCCUAUAUUUCUCUAAAACUUUGGGAUUUUCCGAAAUAAUUCCCCAGAAUUUUAUUCCACUUUGGGGAAUCCGUCUAUAUUUAUUGAUAAAACCUCAAAGGCUUCUCAUUUUCGGUGAAAUUAUCCAAAAUGUCUCGUUUUAAUGCAUUAAUUCUCGACAGAUAUCACGGAAAAGCCUGGAGAUUUAAUAAUAAGUACCUAAACGUUUCUACUCAUGUAUCCCAUCUUUUCCUGUCAAUUUCGCACAGUAAAUGAAGUGCCAAAGCAAUUUAACUGCAGCCGGUAAUAAGAAUCAGUCUGUCGCUGUAAUUAAAAUACUGGUAUACAACCCUUUUAGUUUAACUCAACUUCAUUACCCUUUCGAGUGACAAAAAGGAAGGCAAAACAAUAUUCUAAGAAAAAUGAAAUGAUUACGAAACCGUGUACUCUUACAUCUAAAGCGAACAAACCUGCGGAGUGGAUAGCAUGUGAUAAAGUUGUCGUCCGUGAUCAAGUUCGUUGGCAAUCAACCACUUCAUCCAAACCAUUUGUAUACCAUCCUAAAACCCUGAAACCAAUUGUGUCUGCUUAUCCUACACUACCCGCUAAAUCGAAUUCUUCAGCUCAUCUUUUGUGUAGUCCCACAAUGAAAGUAGAUAAAGAAGCUCAAACAGAUAGUAAUCAUACUAUUAUAUUUAAUAUUGAAGAUAUAAUCAGAGCUCAGCGUAAUUUAGCAUCUACCAAUCAAAAUUCACAUCUAUCUUCUUCUGAUGGUAAGGAUGACAGUAAAGAGUCACUUCAGAAGGCGUUGGAAUUACAGCAGAGAAUUAACGCCGACUUAAAAAACUUAUUGGUAUCUGCUAUGUCUGGUAAUUUAAAUGUGGCUCAACAGCUAAUCGAUUUAAUCAGUAGUAAUGCAUACCUUUGUGGUCAAAGUGAAGGUUUAGCCCAACAGAAAUCUGUUCUACAAGAAGCCGCCAACACAGCCGAAAUUGUAGCUGAUGUAUGGCAGACAAAAUGUAUUGCUAGUCGUGCUGUAGCGGGUGAAGCAGCUAAACAUGCCACCAUGUCAGUGCAUCAGGCACAUUUAGCUCGACACGCGCUGGCGCAUCUUCUUGGUGAACGUGCACAGAUACGUCGAUAUCUAAGUCAAGCAAUCCCUUUGUUAUCUGAUUAUUGUAAUAAACACGAUAUUAAACUAAAUAAACCGAUUAAUCAGACAUGUAGUACACUAAGCUUGACAUCACUAUGUUUUGAUUUGGCUUUAGCGAUAUCACCGAAUGCUAGAAUCCAACCAAUUCAAUGCUCUUCAGAUACAGUUGGUGAAGAGUUGGCACAAUAUGUUCUGACAAGAGUCAAUAAUAAGAAUAUUCUUAAAUACGAUCGUAUGUUUUCCACCACAUCAACUGUAUUUGAUGCUUCAACAACCGCCCUGUCUACAGUACCUCCUCUAGAAACAACUGAAACUGAUGAUUUACUUUUGAAAACACUUGAAUUAUUUCAGUCUACUGGAAAACGAAAGCAUAAUCUGGAAUUGUUUUCUUGUUCAAAAUGUGUGGGAGAUGUUCUUGUGAUAUGAUUUCAAUUCCAGACAUUUCGGCAAAAAAAUUGGUGAUACCUUUUGAAAAUAACAACUAACCUCACAAUCUUUCAUAUUUUACUACAGAUUAAUUCUAAAUUAAGACAUUUAGUGU